This is a messenger RNA of Arabidopsis lyrata subsp. lyrata, 864 nucleotides long. RefSeq lists its product as uncharacterized. Lineage: Eukaryota; Viridiplantae; Streptophyta; Magnoliopsida; Brassicales; Brassicaceae. The coding region runs from base 373 to 801 and encodes 142 amino acids. The record is from RefSeq and is a predicted model, not a curated record. The transcript has a single exon.
AUAUACUAGUAACAAUUAUGAACUUUUUAGUUGUCAACAAAUCAUAAUCAUGAAUUUGUACAUUAGGUUUUAAGAUGACAAAAAUGGGUUUGUGCGUCUUCGAAUUGCAAAACAAAAUGAAGACCCUCUUUAGUUUCAUUAAAAUAAGACCCAAUAGUUACCAACUUCGAGUAGUCUUAUUGAAGCCCAAUUAAUAAAUUAAAGGCCCAAACUAAAAGCAGUAUUUUACAUAAUAAUACACAUCGUCAGUCUCUUCCUCGGACAACCAAACCCGGAGCUCCUCGACCUCGCUGUGAUUGUAAUAAGUAACACAAAAUACCUGGAGAAAUAGAUUAUACUACAUAGAAAGAGAAAGAGAGAGUGUGUAAGAACAUGGCAAGUGUAGAGCAAGUAGCUGAGCUGAUAUCAUCGCUGGAGCAAGCAACUUUAAUGGCGCAGCAAAUGGGAACCACCGUGGACCAGAACCAGUUACUCCAAAUCUCCUCUCUCCGCAUAGCCCACCAACGCCUCUCUGCCUUCCUAGCCUCCAUCCCAUCGGCGGAAGGGGAGAAAUCUUUCUCCUCCGUCGAGCCGAUGCAAUUAGGAGAAGAAGAGAAGGGAGAGGCUGAAGAGGAGAGAUAUUCGGCGAUGGAGAAGGUGGAGGAGAAGAUGAGAGAGUGCUUCAUUAGAAACAAGAGACUCAAGCGGCCACUGUCUCCGUCGUCGACGGAAGAGAGGAGUGGCCGUGAUUAUGGGUUUGAUUCCGACCCACAUGCCACCAAGUUGAGAGCUUUGGAUCUUAUCUACCAGUUUCAUGGAUGAUUGUAACAAAUUGUGAUUGUAAAGACUAUCGUUUUGGGAUUACAAAAUCAACAAUUUAGCUUA